This is a messenger RNA of Xenopus laevis (African clawed frog), 1636 nucleotides long. RefSeq names its product cysteine rich hydrophobic domain 2 S homeolog (gene chic2.S). Gene Ontology annotation, cellular component: membrane; Golgi-associated vesicle; plasma membrane. The record is from RefSeq and is marked provisional. NCBI's taxonomy places the organism in Eukaryota, Metazoa, Chordata, Amphibia, Anura, Pipidae.
GGUAUGGCGGCCUCCUCUUCCUGGUAACUGGACCGGGGAGGAAACAGGAUAACAAAACGUCUGCGGCCGGAAAUCUCGUAAUGGCGGAUUUUGAUGAAAUUUACGAGGAAGAGGACGAAGACGAAGAACGGGCGUUGGAGGAACAGCUGCUGAAGUAUUCUCCGGACCCGGUAGUGGUGCGAGGAUGUGGGCACGUCACAGUUUUUGGUCUUAGCAACAAAUUUGAAGCAGAAUUCCCUUCAUCCUUAACUGGCAAGGUAGCACCUGAAGAAUUUAAAUCUAGCAUUAACCGAGUCAACAGUUGUCUUAAGAAGAAUCUUCCAAUCAAUGUCCGAUGGCUACUUUGUGGAUGCCUUUGCUGUUGCUGUACAUUGGGCUGCAGCAUGUGGCCAGUUGUGUGUCUCAGUAAAAGAACACGAAGAUCGAUUGAGAAGUUAUUGGAAUGGGAAAACAAUAGGUUAUACCACAAGCUGUGCUUGCACUGGAGGCUGAGCAAAAGGAAAUGUGAAACGAAUAACAUGAUGGAAUAUGUCAUCUUGAUAGAAUUUUUACCAAAGACACAGAUUUUUCGGCCAGAUUAGCAUUGUCUGUUUGUAAGGACUUAACCGAGUAUCUUGUAUUUCCAAUGGUGCCUUGCUUGGUGCUUUUCCAGUGGUGACAUUACAAUGGUUCUUCUAAAUCUCUUGUGGGUUUUUUUCCCAUUCCCUCCUUUAUUAUUUUUUUUCUCUGUAUAAUCUAAUGGAUCUUUAUUGAGUUUUGCCAAAAUCUGUUUGAUAAUCUGUGCCUAAGCAGAUAUAUUUUCACAACAAAUUUGCACGUGGCACAUGCCAGCCUGUGCAGAAUAUUUGAGGUCUGUUUAUGUUUUUCCCCCCGUGUGGUUCUCAUCUUUGGACUCUAAACUGAUGUCGGCGGCACAGAAUUUUAUUUGGUCACAUUUUGGGAACCAAUAUGUCACUGCACCAUUAGAAAUCUCAAUCUCCCUACAAGAUGUCCUGUCAGCUGGUUCUGCAGAAGACCUGAAUCUAAGGGGGUUAUUUAUUAAAGUCCGAAUGCCAAAAAUCCUAAAAAUUUGUUUUUUUUACUAUAAAAUCCGAGUUUUUAAUGGAAAAAUAAAAACUCAAAUUUUUCGAGAUUUAUUAUACCCCGAGGAUGGAAAAAGACAGAAACCGAAAAUCUCUGAACUACGGAGGUUGCAUAUAAAUCAAUGGGAGAAGUCCCGAAGAUAUCUUGACCUGCGCUGGGUUUCAUGCAAUAAUCCGAAGAUUUUGUGGUUUUUGAGCAAAAAUCAGGUGGAAAAUCCAAAAAUUUGAUACAAUUCGACUUUUUCGGGUUUUUUCCUGCACUGGAAAUUUUCUUGGAAAAUGUAUUGAUAAAUAAGGGGAAAAAACCUGUGCGGAUUUGGUCGGGUAGUUUUCAGAAAAUGAUGAGAUAAAUUUGGACUUUGAUAAAUGGGCCUCUAAGAGUUGGAAUUAUUGCUUUUUUUCCCACCAUAAAGUAGAUUAUCCAUGGAAAUACACCGUGUGCAUGUUUUUAAUUUGCUGGCACUCAGGAAGAUGUGGUUCUGUCAAGAGAACGUGUGCUGGAGGGUCUUGGUUCUUGAGUUUUAAUGCAAUUAAAAACUGUUGUCGUUCUGUUA